AGUAAAUAAAUAAAAUAAAAAAGUAGUAUUUCUGUCGAUGGGCUCUAAUAGAAUACAGAAGUUGCUCUUCACCGAGUACAGCGAUAUGCAGGACAUGGUGCUUCUGGAGAGCCCGUUUGCUCAAACGACCAAAGAUGGUAGGGGUAUUCGCCAGGUGCAAAUAGGCAUAACACCGAGUAAAUUAUUGCUUGCAAGCGAUUACUUAGAACAAGAUGAUCCAACGUUAAAAGUGGAUCCUGAAAUUUCUACCCUCGAACUUCUUUCCAUGCUUCCAAUUGAGUGUGUCAACAUAUCCGUAUAUCGGAGGAGAACACGGAACACCAUAAAAGCCCAUUUUUGCAAUGAUCAAGUUUUAUAUUUUGAGCUUGCAUGUCCGAACCGAAGAGAACUCCAGAUUGUACAAAAUGGACAAAGUCUGAAACAAGUUUCGGGACCUCUUCAUCACACUCCUGUCACCACAGACCGUCAAGACAACACGAAUUUGUAUUUGGGAAAAAAAAUUUCACAAUUAAAGCCAAAUUUGAAUGUUGACACAGAAAAAUGGGAGGAAGCCUCUCAAUAUAAAGAAAUUUCUGAACGACCGACAGUACAAACAAUACAACAUGUCAAUAGAUUUGGUGCUGGGAUUAACGAGAACUGUGCAGCCAAUCUUUUCUUAUCGGGAAAAAUUGAAAAACCUGUUUCUGCUCCUGCCUAUUGUAGUGGAAAAAAGCAAAACGACGAGCCUUUAGAUUUGGCUGAAGAAGCAGUAAGAGUUUGGGAGCAAACAGCAAAAAUUUACAAGAAAAGAAGGCGAUAUGGAAUAGUUCCGAUGGCGUAUCACCUUAAUGGUCUGGGAACUGUUAAUUUUUCCAAGGCAGAGGCUGUGUCCACUCAAAUGAGAAGAUGGUCCUCAGAAUUACGCUUAAAUUACAAAAAUGAGCAUGACGAGUUUGAUUUUUGUGUGCAAAAACGGCAAUUGGUUUCAAGUCUGUCCUUUGAUUGCCUGUUAAAAGAAAAGAAUGGCCAAAAUGAACUAAUGAAGCCAAUUCGAUGUGGAACCAAAUAUAAUUAUUCACAAGGUUUUCUUUUGUACUGGACUCCAAAGUAUUCUUACGGGCGACAAACACAGUCCAAAUCCUACAGGGUAUUGCUCAAGCACUUAAACAGUGUGCAUCGUCACAUAAAAUCAACAGGUGUACAGAAAAAACGUUUUCCAUUCACAAUGAAAAUAAAUAAAAGGAGAAUGGGUUUUUUCGAUAAAGAGGGUGGUGGAGAUGCUCCAAACAAGUCAGAUCCAACUUGUUCAUCGUUUCUUAUAGAUAAUUUAGAAAUGGACAUCACACUUUCAAGUUGGGAUUUUGAUUCGACUAUCUUAUCUUACCAACUGACACUUAUAGACAGAGAUUUAUUUUUAAAUAUCACAGGAGUUGAAUUGGAAGCAAUGAUAUUUGAAAAAAACUCUUCCAACGCUCCAGCUUUCAAACACAUGGUGGACUUUGCUGAAAGAGUAAGCAAUCUUAUUGCAACAGAAAUAAUUCGUGUGGAUUCUGUGAAGAUGCGUGCCAGGAUGAUGAGUAAAUUUAUAAAUGUAACUGACAAACUCCAUCGAUUGCACAACAUGCAAAGCGCUCAUUCCGUUCUAAUCGGGCUCCAACAUCCUGCUGUGUACCGGCUUAAAAAAACAUGGUGUUAUCUGAAGCAGCACUAUACGACCAAAUACCAGAGACUUUGCCAACUGCUGAAAGUAUACAGGGAAACGAGGAGCAAACUGUUUUACCGACUGUUUGAAAGGUUCAGCAGAACCACACCAUACAUACCAUCGAUACAUUUUCUAUGUGCUUCCCUACUCGGCCAUUUGCCGUCUGCCCAAAGGCUCUUAACAGCAUCAAGCUACCACUCAAUUUGUAAAUCUUGUACUAGUGUUCAUUUGGAAAAUCUGUGGAAUGUGCAGUCAAAGUUAUCUGUAUUUUCGGAAACAACAGUUAACAAAAGUUCUCAAUUGUCGACUGAUUCAGAGGGACUGAUCAAACAAUUAGACUCGUACUUCCGACUGAUUUGUGAGAGUGAAUUUUGUGCCUCCCUUCGUCUUGAAGCGACCAGAGAAUCACUAGCAAUGUGGCAAGAAGCAGUGGCCGGUUAUGACCUAAUAGAGAAUCAUCUAGCGAAGGAGUUCCUCCUGAAAGCGAGAUACUCCGAAGGACACGACCUUCUUCAAAUGUCCGUGAAUAUUGAACCAUCUGAAGAA
Molecule: messenger RNA, 2227 nt
Organism: Cimex lectularius (bed bug)
Lineage: Eukaryota; Metazoa; Arthropoda; Insecta; Hemiptera; Cimicidae
Exons: 14
Biological process (GO): positive regulation of GTPase activity; Ras protein signal transduction
Cellular component (GO): plasma membrane
Molecular function (GO): guanyl-nucleotide exchange factor activity
Source: RefSeq, a predicted model, not a curated record